AUGCGCUCCGCACUAUCAAGCGUGCUGCCCAAAGAGGUGGAACUGCAGGCAUACUGUUCGGGUCCUCAGAUGGGAUUGCCUGUAUCGUGGGAUCUUGGAAGGAACAGUUCACAGGUGUACAUGGAGCAUAUCAAGCACAUUUUCAGGCAGUGCAACACCAUUACAAGGGCAACGUGUGCAGUUCCGACGUGCAUGGCAUCUAUGCAGCAAGACCGUGGCGGAUACCCACCAGUCACUUCCCACUUGUCACUAGUAAUCACGUCUGCACUUUCCUGA
Molecule: messenger RNA, 276 nt
Organism: Plenodomus lingam JN3
Lineage: Eukaryota; Fungi; Ascomycota; Dothideomycetes; Pleosporales; Leptosphaeriaceae
Source: RefSeq, a predicted model, not a curated record